AUGGACAGUUUUCAGGCGGCGUCUCGUCAGGCUGCUGCUGAGUUCAAUCAGAAGUUGGGUGAAGACCCAACACCUAUUGAAGUUGGUAAACUGCGGUUAGCACGCACGUUCAAAGCUCACGAUGAAGGGAUUUGUAAAGUGAGGAUACACCCUAGAAUUGCCAUGCUGGCAACAACUUCUGAUGACGGCACGUGGAAGCUGUGGUCCUUACCUGAUGGGGAAAUACAGAUGAAUGGCAAGGGGCAUAAGGCCUUCGUGUCGGAUCUGGUCUUCCAUCCGGACGGAACUGUUUUCGUCACCACCAGUGGGGACCGCACUGUGAAGGUUUGGAAUAUGGUUAAAGAAAUUUGUUCGACAACACUAAGGGAUCAUAUGGAGACAGUGUGGAGUGCGGACUUCCAUCACUCUGGUGCUUUUUUCGCCACUAGCAGUACCGAUCAAACUGUGAAGAUAUUCGACACCAAGAACAUGCGAUGCCGGCAGACUCUUCGAGGGCACGUAGAUGCUGUGAAUAGCGUUCAAUUCCAACCGUUCACUGGGAACCUCGCCACAGCUUCCGCUGACAAGACAGCGUCCAUCUGGGAUGGACGAACUGGGCUUUGCGUUCAGACUUUCUAUGGUCAUCGUAAUGCACUCAACCAUGCUCGCUUUGAUGGAAAGGUACUAUCACGUAUCGGAAAUUCUCUAUUUCCCACACGGCUUGUGAUUCUAUCGUGGGGAAAUAUUUCCGGUAGG
Perkinsus marinus ATCC 50983 is the source of this 735-nucleotide messenger RNA. RefSeq names its product guanine nucleotide-binding protein, putative. The annotation marks the transcript as partial. The record is from RefSeq and is a predicted model, not a curated record. NCBI's taxonomy places the organism in Eukaryota, Perkinsozoa, Perkinsida, Perkinsidae. The transcript is spliced from 7 exons. Gene Ontology annotation, molecular function: protein binding.